AUGCCUCGCCCUUCACUCACAGCGUCCCUUUUGCGGUCCGGCUUUCAAGCCGUGGACCAAACAAACGAUGGAUUCGCCCUGCCUCUCAACUAUCUGCCACAGCCGGUACCACACGUUACAGCGAAACAGCGCAAUGCCAAAGUCUCUUCCUCGACGUCAGAUGACUACGUGUCUGUCGGGGAUUACACUUUUUAUACAGGCAGUACAGAAGAGAUGACUGGACUUCGCGUUUAUUUUUACAAACCUGACUGCGGCAUCGUUUCUGGUAUCAAGAUAGGCUACCCCAACAAUGUGUGGACGAAAGUCAUGGGCCAACAGACUGCGAAUGUCCAAGCAUGGGACCGACAGAAAGGCGAACUCGUCACACGCUUUACGGCUUCUUCAGCAACUGAGGACGGCUCUCUAUAUUGUUUCAAUAUAUUUAGCCCGACCAGGGGCUGGACAAGUUUUGGCCGAAACUGGGCCAGCAUUCAGACUUACUACAUGGAUACUAACUUGCCUCCGCUCAAUGAUCUUCAGGUCUACUACGAUUCAAAGCGCAUCAUCUGGCUCCAGUAUGUCGGAAAGUAUGUCAAGACAGCCGGAGGAACUGGUGGCGACACCGGGACAGACGGCGAUCUCACUUUGAGCCCGCUGCCGUGCAAUAUGCGCCUGGAGGCGCAGCUAGCUCGCGACGCCACAGGGGACAUCGAGUCCGAUGGCGUAGAGAAGCUCUUCCAAGCAAAGGUUCAGGCCGGAAAAGCUGUGGGCGCAGUCCUCGCACGCAUCGCGGACCUAGACGAAAGCAAGGCGUGGGUUAAAUACUACAAUCGGAAACUGGACCAGACGGUCUAUGUCUGCGAAUCCCAAGAUACCGAUGGCGAGAUCUACAUCUGGACUCGCGGCGUCGGUACAACUGAUCAGCCUGAGCAUGUCACACAGAUCGGGUACCAAGGAGGGGAUCUGAUUGUGUGCAAUGAGUGGAGUCUGGUCGGGAAGUUUGGCAAGGACCUCAAGAACAUCUCGCAGACUAGCCUUGCAUUUAAGUCGUGGUUCACUAAGUAUGUGAAGGAUAGUACCGGCGCAAUUAAGAACAAAGCCGAUCAGGCCCUCAAAGAUGCACUGGCUGGAGCCGGUGUCAUUACUACAGCUGGUGUCCUGACAGUAAAGUACGAGGGCUCCCCGUCAGCUGCUGGUGCAAAUGUCAUCAACUCGUUCACAGUCGGAAUAUGGGCUAUCUUAGCCUGCGAAUCCUUCGUCAAGCAAGUCAUCGCGAAGCCCUACCUGGUGGUUGACACCUUGAAUUUCGACAAGACUUCCGACUGGGCCAAGGUUCUCACAGAAGGCGACGACGACAUAUUUCUGGGUUCCGACGGCGGGGUAUUUGCGAUUCCGAAGAUAGGCGGGUCUGUGUAUCCGGCCUUGAUUGCACUCGAUGCGGGCGAUAUCUCUGUAUGCUUUACGACGAACCUAUUCCUCGAGCCCUGCACUGUGCGGAAAGCACUGGCCUCCUUCGACUCGGGCACCAGCAAUCCAAUUCAAAAUCUCGUUGGAUGCGUUGUGACUGCGAGUAGCGACGCAGCCUCCGUAGGAAUCUCCGUGCUGCAGACUAGCGGUGGCGACAUUCAGAGUGCCGCGGGCCAGCUGGCGAAACUGAAGGCGCCCUCCGACGUAGGCGCUACCUCGACACCGUCUACGAUCAUCGCCACUGCAAGCGACGCGGAGAACGGAUUACAGAAAGUUUCGGUGCUGCUUGGGAAGUACGCCUGA
This is a messenger RNA of Fibroporia radiculosa, 1749 nucleotides long. RefSeq lists its product as uncharacterized. The transcript has 9 exons. Lineage: Eukaryota; Fungi; Basidiomycota; Agaricomycetes; Polyporales; Fibroporiaceae. Bases 1 to 1749 code for a protein of 582 amino acids. The record is from RefSeq and is a predicted model, not a curated record.